CAACUUGAAAUUAUAUGGUGGACACUGUUGCUUAAAAUAAUUGAUCUCAUUGAAACCAUAAUAUUUGUAUUGAGGAAAAAAGAUCGUCAGGUCUCAUUUUUGCACACGUACCAUCAUAUUUCCACGGUUAUCUAUGCUUGGACGACGCUCAGAUACUCUCCGCACAGUUUCCUCAUGACUAUCAUCGCACUCAAUUGUUCUAUACACGUGAUAAUGUAUUCCUAUUAUUGUCUGAGCACUUUUGGAUCAAAUAUGCAACGAAUACUUCUACCAUUCAAGAAGUGGAUUACUCUUAUACAAAUGGCACAAAUAGCAUUCAUAACGGUGGGCAGUUCGCAAGGUUUCAUACUUAACUGCGGUAAUAUGAGUGUGAAAUAUUUUUCUGUCGCGACAUUUCUUAAUGGCAUUGUAAACUUGUCAUUGUUUUCCAAUUUUUAUAAUUCUUAUAAGAAAUCGAAAACCUGA
Temnothorax curvispinosus is the source of this 465-nucleotide messenger RNA. Its product is annotated as elongation of very long chain fatty acids protein 1-like. NCBI's taxonomy places the organism in Eukaryota, Metazoa, Arthropoda, Insecta, Hymenoptera, Formicidae. The annotation marks the transcript as partial. Gene Ontology annotation, biological process: fatty acid elongation, monounsaturated fatty acid; fatty acid elongation, polyunsaturated fatty acid; very long-chain fatty acid biosynthetic process. The record is from RefSeq and is a predicted model, not a curated record. Gene Ontology annotation, molecular function: fatty acid elongase activity. Gene Ontology annotation, cellular component: endoplasmic reticulum membrane. The transcript is spliced from 2 exons.